Penicillium brevicompactum is the source of this 723-nucleotide messenger RNA. RefSeq lists its product as uncharacterized. The record is from RefSeq and is a predicted model, not a curated record. The transcript has 2 exons. Lineage: Eukaryota; Fungi; Ascomycota; Eurotiomycetes; Eurotiales; Aspergillaceae. Bases 1 to 723 code for a protein of 240 amino acids.
AUGCGCCAAUCCAAGAUCCAUUGCGUCAUCCCACACUUCCCAGCUUCUUGCGCCAGACUCCCAUCCCACUAUCGCUUCACCUUAACCGCAACUCCUCUACGUCUUCUACACUGUCACCAAACGAACGUGAAAUCCCAGCUCACCAACUAUCGCCCACUCUCCGUACAAUACCCGACCCGAUCUCCCCUCCCCACCACCUGCAGGACUUUCUCAACCUCAACGUAUACCAUGGCCUCCGACGACGCCUACAUGUCCUUCUUGGACAAAGCCAACGCGGAUGUGAGCGGGGAUAGCUCCCAGCAAGGGAGCUCCGUCAAGACUGAGACCGUGCACAGCUCCGUCUCAGUCCCCAAGGCCCUACAAUCCGUCGAUGUUUACUACGUCUCCGACACAGACGAGCCCUUCGAGCCCGUCGCACUAAAGUGGGAUGGAGCCGCAAAGGGAUCAUGGCCAAGCGCUGACCAGCUCUCCUCCCUGAUCUCCCCCGAUACCGACCUUUCCCAAUCCAUUUCAACUCUAUCCCCAUCCGACUUCGACCCACAAAACCAGUACUCUAAGGUCUUGGAUGCUGUGCGCGAGGCGGGCGCCGAAAAUGACAAGUCUGGCGAGCUGAAGAUCUAUCGGGUGGAAAUCACUAGUACCAAGAUCGAAUACUGGGUUUUGGCAUUGCAUAAGCCGGAGAGUCGUAUAGUUGGACUCCGUGCGAAGGCUGUCGAGUCAUGA